GGUUAUCAAGAUGAACGGCUGCCUGAGCUGUGGCUUUCUGAAGUACCUAUGGUGCUGGCUGGAGGAUCUAUCCUGUCGCCUGCAGGACAGCAAUCUACUCAAGCUGAUCCUGGCCAUCAGUGUGGCCUUACUGGUAUUGGUGAAUGUGCACACGGGCUUCCAAAUUGCUAAUAACUGUGAAGGAGGAGAGGAGGAGGAUUCUCGAGAUGCUGGCGGGGAUCAUCUGCGCGGCUCCUCCAGUGAUUUGGACUGUACUCCUCGAGUUUCCCCCGAGAACUAUAAUUAUGGUUGGGACAGGGGUCCGCAUACCUGGAAUGCCCCCUGCAACAAUCAGAGUCCCAUCAAUAUAGAAAGGAAUUCGUUGGAGAUCAACUACUUUGAUGCACCGCUGAUAUGGUCACACUACAAUGACAUUCCCUUGGGCAUUCGCCUGGAGAACAAUGGUCAUACUCUGAUCCUGCGAGCUGCCUUUCCAGGACGAGUGCCUUCCCUUGAUGGUGGCGAUCUGCUGGGCCGCUUUGACUUUCGGGAGAUCUCCUUUCGUUGGAGCUGGAGCAACUCUUCCGGUUCGGAGCAUACUUUAGAUCAUCAACACAGUCCCCUGGAGAUGCAGUGCCUCCACACAGAUGCCAGCGAUGGAGAAGCCUGCUCCUCCAGCCAGGGCAUCCUGAUGAUUUCCUACAUGUUCGACUUUACCGAUGACAAUCCCUUCCUCGAUGUCCUCGUUCAGCAUCUCGUGGCCGUUCAACAGGCUGGACAGGUGGUUGAAGUACCGCCCUUUCCCCUUAGUUACCUGAUGCCAGCCUUCUACGACAAGUUCUACAGCUACAAUGGAUCGCUAACGGAACCCCCUUGCCAUCGGGGGGCCGAGUGGCUGAUCCACCCGGUGCCCUUGGCCAUCAGCGAAAGACAGCUGAACGAGUUUCGUCAGCUGAAGGACCGACGGGGAGUUCGGAUCGCACGCAAUGCUCGCCCCGUUCAGCCGCUCGAGGAUCGUACGGUGCACCUUAAUCGCUACAGGACCGGGUUUUAG
Messenger RNA from Drosophila takahashii, 1033 nucleotides. RefSeq names its product Carbonic anhydrase 15 (gene CAH15). The record is from RefSeq and is a predicted model, not a curated record. NCBI's taxonomy places the organism in Eukaryota, Metazoa, Arthropoda, Insecta, Diptera, Drosophilidae. Gene Ontology annotation, molecular function: zinc ion binding; carbonate dehydratase activity. Gene Ontology annotation, biological process: one-carbon metabolic process.